This is a messenger RNA of Closterium sp. Yama58-4, 2115 nucleotides long. The record is from the annotation of a GenBank genome assembly. Lineage: Eukaryota; Viridiplantae; Streptophyta; Zygnematophyceae; Desmidiales; Closteriaceae.
AUGUUUGGCCCGGAGAAUGAGAACAAGUCACGCAAGUGCAAAUGCUGCGACGCAUGGAUCUCAUUCAAGCAGAGCAGCACACGUUCGGGAAUGCGACACUAUCUUGGGCAGCACAAUGCACACUACGCCAUCUGGAAGCGUAUGUAUGAGGGUGGGCUCGUCCCGUCUGACGCUACAUUCCCUGAGGGCGGUUACCGCGGGGUGCCUCACGGUGGCACACCCUGGCCUUAUGCGGACGCGUACCCGAAUGUCCCCCCUGAGGCUCUAGAGGGAGGGGCACUUGGUGUGGGGGGUGGGCAGGGUACGAUGGAGCAGUUCAUGGCGCCAAAGCUUGCGAAGAAGGAGCUGCGAGCCGCCAUUGCGAAGUUCGUGGUGAUGACCGACAGCUCGUUCCGCGUCGUCGACACUGACGCGUUCAAAGAAAUGCUCACUGUGGCCAACCCACUUUGCGGGGAGCCAAAUGUCCUACCAUCUCGCUGGACGGUUGCCCGUGACGUGACGAGGUACGCCGACAUGGCACGGGCGUUGGCCAGGGCCGAGCUGGAGCUGGCCGUGGAUGAGGUAUUGCCACUGUUCCGGGUGUGCUUCACCACUGACAUCUGGUCGUCAGUGACGAAGCGCAGUUACAUGGUCGUGACCGCGCACUGGAUCUCGCCUGACUGGCAGCUGCGACAGGCCACCCUCGAUUUCGGGGAGAUGUCGGCGGGGCACACGGGGGCGGACAUCGCGAAGCGGUUUGAGGAGGUGGUCACAGCAUGGAACUUGGUGGGGCGUUGUCAUGGCAUCACCACCGACAACGCCUCGAACAACGAUUCGGCAGUCAGGGAGCUGUCCGAUGAUGAUACCCGCUUUCCACUCAUUGACAAGGACAUGUGGUUCAGGUGCAUGGCGCAUGUGCUGAACCUUGCUGUCCAGAAAGCGCUCGCUGUAGACACAGUCAAGGAGGCUCUGAAGCGCAUCCGUGAUACGGCCACAUUCGUUGGCAUGUCGCCUAAGUGCAUGGAGCGCUUCAGGAAGGAGCUGAAAGAGAGCUAUCCAGCAUUGGCUGCCCUCAAGCUGGUGAUCGAUUGCGAUACCCGCUGGGGGUCCACCUUUGCCAUGGUGGCACGUGCUCUGCGUCUUCGUCGGCCAUUGACCUCGCACUUCGCGAACGAGCAGGAAGAGAAAGAUAAGUACGCAUCUUUGCGCAUGACUGAUGAUCACUGGGCGGCACUGGUGGCGUUGAAGGGGUUCCUAGCGCCCUUCAACGCCAUCACCAAGGCAGCUGAAGGGAGUGCGUACCCGACUGUGACCACCAUUGUGCCGUACUACAACCUUCUUCUCGACACACUUGAGAAGAUUUUGAAGGAUGCCACAAACCCCCCCUCAGCCCUCCUUCGUGAUCUCGUUAAUGCAGCAUUGCCGGUACUGCAGAAGCACUAUGACAAGAGUACAGACGAGCUUACGGUCGCCACCUUCCUUGACCCUGGCCUGAAGAUGGCGUACUUUGCGAUGCCAAGUGUGCCGGAUGUUGCGCAGGUGCCAACGGAUCAGGUGCUGCGCUUGGUGCGCUCGCGCUGGGAGUCGUACCACACCUCGCAGAGGUUGGCAGCAGCUGCAGUAGCACCACCUGUCCCUCCAGUGGUGGUGAGAGAGCCCACGGCUGCUGUCGAUGGGGAGGAGGAGGAUGAUGAGGGCGGGAACAUCGCUAGUCGCUCUAGCUUGCUUGCACGUAUUGCGGCUAGCGUGGAGGGUGGGGGGGUGAGAGGUUCCGGGGGGGACGAGAUCGAUAGGUACAUGCUGGAGGAGCUUGUGCAGAACGUCUCCCCCCUUGAGUACUGGCGUGACAAGCGAGACAUGCCCGUGCUCAAGGCCAUGGCCCGCGACUACCUUGCCAUACCCGCUUCGUCUGCUGCCAGUGAGCGUGUGUUUUCGAUGAGCAGGAACCUCAUCACGUGGCAACGACACAGGUUGAGCGAUGAGAGGAUUCGCGAUGCCAUGACAUUGCGUGCCUUUUUCGCAAGCCACCCAGGAGUUUCAUUGGAGGAUGCGUCCACAGGCACAGUCGGUGCGACAGGGGCACCGCCUGCCAUUGUGGAUAUUGGGGUGGAGGGUGAGGGCCCAGCGGAUAUGUAG